CUUAGGUUCGAAUUCCAUAAAAGCUAGGUUGUUUAACAACUUACUCCCGCGGCACAACAAAUGCUCAACUACCCAUCACCAUUCUCACUUUACUCAGCCGUCGAACUACUCUGAAGGCACAGAAAAUUACGGAGCAAGACGCGACUCAUCUCAAUUAUCAGCCGUUGAAUCCAAAACAUCAGAUUUGAGGCGGCUGCCAUACAAACCCAUCGUUCUGCUGUUUCUUCCAAUACCAUCCACGCCGGAGCAAAUGUCCGCUCAAGUACGCAGUAGCUACCUCUUCCUCUAUAAUUCCAUUCAGGCCAUUGGAUGGGCAGUUUCACUUUGGAGAAUCUCCAACAGAUUAGCUUCCACAAAGUCUUUCAAUGGGGCCUACGCUUCUGCUGGAGAGCUUAUAUGUUUUCUGCAAAGACUGGCAUUCCUGGAAGUCGUACAUGGCGCUUUAGGGAUUGUUCCUAGUGGGGUUCUACUACCAUUGAUGCAAUGGGGUGGAAGAAUUCAAUUCCUACUAGCUCUCGUUCACUCCAUCAAUGAGGUCCAAGAACUGCCAGCAGUUUUCAUAACUUUUUUAGCUUGGAGCUUAUCUGAAGUUAUAAGAUAUUCACAUUAUGCCUUGAAUUGCAUUAGCACGCCACCGUAUUGGGUCACUUUCAUCAGGUACACUGCUUUUAUCGUACUGUAUCCCAUUGGAAUUGCUCCGGGUGAAAUGUGGCUCAUGUACGAAGCACUUCCAGUUAUAAAAGAGAAAAAGCUGUAUACAGAUGGCCUCCCUUUCAGCUAUUAUAACUUUGUUGUGGUAUGCAGUGGCGGAGCCAGAAAUCUAUGGUUAAGGGGGCUAGACCUUAAAAAUUUUACAAUCCAGGGGCCAAAAUUUAAAAUAUCAACAUAUUUUCUAUAGGUUAAAAGUAUUUAUAUAUAAUAUAUACUUAAGAAUUUUUUUCCUUGCAGGGGCCGUGGCCCCCUCCAGCCCCUCCCUGUCUCCACCCCUGGUGGUAUGUACAUCGUCGCCUUUCCUUAUGCCUCAUUAAGCUAAGGAAGUUGUUAUUUUGUGGUUUUGGCUGUCAUAGUCUUGUUUAAUUCUGGGAAAUAGUAGGGAAAGGAUUAAAGCUGUUCAAGGAAAGAAUAACACUUUGGGAAAUUUCUACCAUCAUUUUUGUGACACUUUCAUAUCUCAAAAUGACCCCACGGUAUACACUUUUCGUAGAAUAAGUGUAAAAUAACCCUCAUUGUAAGUUUUUUUUGGGGAGGGUCAUUAUGAGAAACAUUAUACGACUGAAGCUGACUUAAAGUAAAUCCCCCCUUUUAUGUUUGGUUUUGAUCUUUUAAAAUGCGAAAGAUCAAACAGCCCCUUGUAGGUUAUCAAGCAUUAGUUAAUUAAUGAGAGAUUUACCUAAAUAGGAUUAAAAUAAGGUAGAAUUGCAAAACUAGGACUGCUCUGUUUUAUUUCACAAAAAUAGGACUAAAAAGAGGUAAUUAGACAAAACUACCCUUAAUUAAAAGAGCGAUGCACACAGUGACGCACAACAACCUCCAUCGUUAUUGCUCCAGACACGCAGCGAUCCUUCCUCCCAUGGACGCCAAAAUUGAAUCUCCAUAGCUGCAUUAAUCACUCACGCUAGAACCUCCAUGGCCGCAAUCCUCUAUUCACGUCGAAAAAGUUCCAUAGUCGGGCAUCUCUUCUGUAAUUUCCCAGAGAAAGAAGAAGAGAAAGAGGAAGAGGAAGAAGAAGAAGAAGAAGAAAAAGAAUAGAGGAGGAGGAUACCAUGGUCGACAGCGGAGCUGCGGUGCGUGGCCAAGCCGUUGGCAAAGCUGCUGUCCUUGGGAGGAAGGGAUGUGGGGAGCUGCAGCGAUGAAUUCUAUCGCACCGACGAAUUGCAGAAGAAGGCAGAACCAUCGAUGAAUUACAGCGGAAUUGAGAAGCGAGAAGUUGGGUUUUAAUUGCAGAAGGGCAAAAGUGUAAUCUGGAGUCCCAUUUAGGCAAUUUAAAACUUCAAGUCCUAUUUUGGAGUUUUAACCAUGUUUUAGUCUUAUUUAGGAUAAUGUCUUUUAAUUAAUUUAUAAAUAAGAAUGCAAACCGGAAGAGAAUGUUACUGCCGCCGCUAAUGUUUGUUGGUU
Cuscuta epithymum is the source of this 2115-nucleotide messenger RNA. The record is from the annotation of a GenBank genome assembly. Lineage: Eukaryota; Viridiplantae; Streptophyta; Magnoliopsida; Solanales; Convolvulaceae.